This is a messenger RNA of Lachancea mirantina, 723 nucleotides long. Lineage: Eukaryota; Fungi; Ascomycota; Saccharomycetes; Saccharomycetales; Saccharomycetaceae. The record is from the annotation of a GenBank genome assembly.
AUGACCUCCAGACUUCUCUUGAGAUGGAUCGUAACUCCCACAGCCGGGUUCACACUCGGCUGCGCAUGCUUUCUCCGGCCCUGGCCCCCCACCAAAGACGAAAGGCUCGGCACCGUGACUUUGAAACGGCCUCUCGAGCAACAACGCCAUGACGUGCUUGCCCAGAUCCAAAACGACCCAGAAUACAGCGCGCUCGUCGCCAACGGUGACGUCCACCAUUUCUCGCAGAGCGAAAAGAUCCCGCACGCGCACCGCGAUUACCACGUCGGACAAGGUCUACUGUACGGGAAGGGCCAUCUGGAGAUCGACCCGCUUCUUUUCCACGAUCUAAACACCCGCGAACUCGUCGUGUUCUACCAUCUCGGCCACAACCUCGGCAACGAACGCGGUAACGUCCACAAGGGCAUCGUCGCGCUCCUGAUGGACGAAGCGCUUUGUUACUGUGGGUUCCCGACUUUGCCCUCGAAGCGCGGCGUCACAGCACGUCUCGACCUCACGUUCGCGCACGACGUACCUGCAGACUCAACCGUCGUGCUCCGCGCGCGUGUCCGCGAGACCAAAGGUCGCAAAUGCGUCAUCGACGGCACUCUCGAGUCCCUGCCCGCGACCAGACCCUGGUACAACCCCUGGGGUCCGACCAAACGAACCCAAAUCGCAUCUGGAACCUGUAUACUGGUCGAACCUAAAUGGUUCAAGCACAUGAGCUGGUUCAGUGCGUUUUGA